Molecule: messenger RNA, 4191 nt
Organism: Dendroctonus ponderosae (mountain pine beetle)
Lineage: Eukaryota; Metazoa; Arthropoda; Insecta; Coleoptera; Curculionidae
Product: retinoblastoma-like protein 2
Exons: 16
Coding region: 607-3432 (941 amino acids)
Biological process (GO): regulation of transcription by RNA polymerase II; cell differentiation; negative regulation of G1/S transition of mitotic cell cycle
Cellular component (GO): transcription regulator complex; nucleus; chromatin
Molecular function (GO): RNA polymerase II transcription regulatory region sequence-specific DNA binding
Source: RefSeq, a predicted model, not a curated record
UUUCCUCUUUGAUUUGCAACUUUUUUCUCAAGUGACAUUUCCUUUGACUGGAUUAGGUAUACCCGUCGCGUUCAUAUUCCAGCCAAUCAACGAGCAAUGCUUAGGCUUCUGACCCGAUCGGCUCGUGUUUUAAACCCCAAAUGAUUGACGCAAUUGAAUAAUAAGGUUUUGGCGGGAAUUAUUCAAUUUAUCGUUCAAUCGCUUUUCUCCCCUAUUAUUUUGGUAGCUAAUCCAUUAAUCUAGUUGCCUAAAUCAAGCAUAUCAUGACCAAAGUUCAAAUCUAAUCAAAAGUGCUUGAACAAUCUGCCUGAAAAGAGAGGUUAUAUUAUGACAGCUGAUGCGGGAGUUGACCGAAAACUCAAGGCAUAAAGUUAAAAAAAGAAACCCGCGAAUUUCUAUUUACAAAUUUCCGAAAUUCUUAAACAUUUAUUGUAAAUCUAUCGCUUUGGCGCCAAUUUUUCGAUAAAUCGGACAUCAUGGCGCAAAUUGCAGGUGCAAAUUCCCGCGUUUUGUAACCAUAUUCCCGAGAGUGUGGCACUCGACUCGCGUGUUUGGGGCCUUUGUGCGCGUUUGCUAUCAGAUAUCGCCCAUUCAAAGGGCAGCAGGAUGGUCCUGUCGGAUGAUACCGGUGUAGAAUUGCUGCAACUGCAUCAGGAGCUCUGCAGCAAACUGAACCUUGACUCUGCCAUCACUGCAUCGUCCUGGGACACUUACGAAUCCAUCAGCAAGAAGUUUGUUUUAGAGGGUGAGAAAAUACACUGGUUGGGAUGUGCGAUCUACGUUGCCUCUCGAGGAGUGGAAACGCCCACAGUGGACAAAUCGUCAGUAGUGAAAGGAAUGGGAAUAAACCUGACAAGCCUUUUAAGGCACAGCAACUUGAGCUUUGUGCAGUUUUUCUCGAACAUCACCCGUUGGUCGGAACUGGCCCAAUUGCCUGAUGAGUUCCGCACCAAAAUCGAGAAUUUGCGGAACAACUUCAGCAUCGCCUACAACGCCUUCAAAACGUACCACCCGCUUUUUUCGGAAGUGUUUAUUGCGCCCGUUCCCAACGCACAAGACCUGGAGGCCGCAAAGCACAGAAACAGGCGAAACAGGGCAAUUCCUUGUACAUCACUGAAAAUCUUUGAGUUCGUUUGGAAUAUGUUCAUCAUAUUGAAAGCCGAGGAAGCGUCGUGUAGUAAAGAGCUGAUCAACGCGUGCCAUUUGCUCUACUGCUGCAUAGACUUGGCGUUUAAGAACGUGUUAGCAGCUGAAAGGAACGACUUGCUCAAUGAGAAAGUAGUGGAGGAAUUGUCGCACUGCGUCUAUAUGCAAGAUGGCAGAACGACCAAGGAAACGCCGUGCUUUGUUAAAAGAUUCUGCAAAUACGACUCGGUUGUUAAGGAGGCCUUGCACAUGAAAAUAUACACAUUCAAGCAGCUGGUGUCGAAAUUGGUCGACUCCAAUGUCUUAAUCGCGGACGAAAUCGAUUUCAGUGGGAUCUUCGAUCCGGAAAACUUCGAUCAGAACUACCGGAGCAUUAAGAAGGCGUACGAAACUCACUUGUUGAGUGAAGGCGACUUUGACGAGCGCAUCUUCAUGGCCGAAUUCAAGCGCAUGCUGUUGGAGAAGGAGCAGAACUCUCAAAACUGGACCUCAAUGAAGGUGCUGCCACCGGGCGAUUCUGCUGAUGCGACUCUGAUGGAAUCGCCCAAAGUUGCUGGCAACCCCAAGGGGUUGGAUACUCCCCUUACUGGUAGACGGUUUUUGGGGCCGCGAGAGAGCGAUUCGUCCGGCAAAUCAACCUCAGAACGAGUGGCCGGAUUGCACACAAUGCUGGGCAAAGGCAACCGGCUGCCACACCCUAGCGAAGAACUGAAGAAACUUUUCCAGUCCACCAAAAAAGACCCGCUUUCGAAGAUCGAGGCAAUUCUCUCCAAAAUAAAAACGUUGUUUCUCACCGCCUAUGCUGCUAAUGGGUUUGCGCUGGAAGAGGGCCAAAACCGAGCAGUCUUGGCCACCACGUUGUUUUACAAAUCAGUCGAAAUGAUUCUCAACAAAGAGAAAACGAUCACUCCAGAUCUCUCCGCGCUGGUUGACAAGGAUAUUUUCUACCAGUCGAUGUUCACAUGCUGUCUGGAAAUUGUUCUCUACUGUUACAAUUUCCCCAAAAAGUUUCCCUGGAUUUUGGACGCCGUCAAUGUUGAACCAAUUCACUUCGUUAAAGUGAUCGAAUUAAUCGUCCGAUCCAAAGACUCGCUGUUUCGAGAGUUGAUCAAGCAUCUGAAUAGGAUCGAAGAAACUGUGAUAGAGUCGCUGGUGUGGAGAUCGAACAGUCCAAUUUGGGCGGCCAUUGAAAAAUCCGGGCAGGAAAUUCCCAAAUUCCAAGACACCGCCCUGCCUGGGCAUCUGCUCUAUAAUGACGAUUCGUAUGAGCACUUACUGCAAUCCCCUGGACCUCCGUCUGCCGCCGAUCGGUUUCAGUCGCCGCUUUCCCAACUUUGCAAAAACUUGUUCCCUUCGAGCGUGAGCACGUUGCAGAUGAAGAAGUCCCUGGGUCAAGGCGGCGGGCCUGAUAAAGAGGAGCAAACCGGCCGACAGGGCAGUCCGGAGAGCAAAGCGAAUUCUCAAGCUGCCUCUUUACCUCGGCGAACUGGCAGUUUGUCUAUCAUUUUCAGAAAGUUUUACAACCUGGCCGGAGUGCGAAUGCAGCAUCUUUGCUCCCAUUUGUGUUUCGACGACUUCGAACUGCGAAGGAAAAUAUGGACGAUUUUCGAAGACUCGAUCAGACAUACCGACCUGAUCAAAGACAGGCACUUGGAUCAGCUGCUGAUGUGUGCAAUAUAUGUGAUCUGCAAAGCAGGAAACAUCACCAAAAUGACCGACUUGUUUGCCGUAAUCAUGAAAUUUUAUCGGCUGCAGCCGCAAGCUUCCAGCUCAGUCUACAGGGAUGUUUUGAUCGAGACUACCAAAGAUGGAGACCUAAUUUCCGAAGUUCGGAGUGAUUUGAUCCAGUUUUACAACUCUGUGUAUGUAAAAGUGAUGCGAUCCUACGCGGUUAAGUUUCAGCCCAAUUCGGACCCAAAGGUAACUACGUUUAUUCAUGGCAAGUCGCGUUUUGAAGCUUCAUUUUUCCAGAACUCGAUUCUUCUGAGCCCGCUUCCAGCCAGCAGGAAAAACCUGUUUGCCUCCAAUUUGCAAGUGGUUGGGAACGUUUUCGUGAAGCCUUUGGAGACGGCCACAACGCAAAGCGGGUCGACUUUCAAUUACUACUUCAGCCGCAGCCCUUCUAAAGAUCUAAUGAACAUAAACCGAGCAAUCAACAGCAACGGGAUUCAAGGGAAAAGGUUACUGAUUGAUGAAGACGGAAAUAUGCCGAACAGCAAGCGGAUUUCAAAUAGAAAAGUCCAGUCUCUAGUGGAGGACCGGCAGCGGCAAAACGCAAGCGAGUAACCCGAGUUUUAGUGUAUUUUUACGUUUCAAUCAGUCGUGUUAAAGUUCUUUUAUAUUUUAUUCUGCUAAGGUUGAUUGGCACGAAACAGGAGCCCAUAUUUGCAAUAUGAUUUUACUCUUCGCCCAUCGAUCAGGAGUUCAUUUUCUAGUUCGAUUCCAUUUGCAAUUCAAAAUUGCUGGUUUUCAUUGAUUCAGGAAACUUUUGAAUUUUACUCAGAGAAGUUAUGGGCCUGUUGCGUUGUUUUAGUUUAUUUGAUCUCAGGAGGGUGGCCAUGCUCCUCUGCAAUUUGUUAACGGAGAGAUUGUAGCGCGAACACACCGUAAGAGAUUUCAAAUAUUAUGGCAAGUUUGUGGGUUUGGCGAGUUUAAUCGUUCGUUUGUGAACUCGCCAGAUUUCAACUGUAAUUAAUUCAACAAAUAAUUGUUUUGCUAUUUUCAUACACUAACAGAUGAAGGCGCGAGUGAAUGAAGCCUCUUUGCAGUCUAAUAAGUGCACUUGAGGGAUGCAAUUGUGAUUAAAAACCACCUCCAUUUAAUCUUUUAGCGCCUUCGGCCACUCACGUCUGCAAAUAGUAUUCCUAAGGUUUUUUAUUUAUUGACCCUGUACAGGACAGGGUUCUUUUUAUGCUACCUUUAUGUGGAGUAAGAUUGUGUUGACUUUUUAUUACUAAUGAGGUAACUUUAGUUUUGCGGUAGUUUAAGCGGCGCAUCGCUGUAACUUUUAGGUUUACAAUAAACUAGUAAGUUGAUAUUCCCAAA